AAAAAAAAAAAAAUUUGCACAGAUUUCUUGAAUUAUGAGAAUGAAAAGCUGUGAUUCUGAGAGCAAGCAUUUGUACCCUGAGAUAUAUCUGCUGUCACUUUAUGGUAAACUAUGUGUAUAUUUAAAAUCUAUAUAUGGAUCAUUUUUGCAUUAGAUAAGCUUAGAUAUCAGAUUUUCUGAAAGCUACAGAGCUUUAUUCACAUAUAAGAAAAGAGGCUGAAGUACAAGGCAAGGCACUAGAAAUAAAGGAGAAGUUAAAUGACAGAGCAACUCAAGCAUUUGUACUUCAGAUUCAGCCUAUCAGUUGUUUACAUGUCCAGCCAAUCAGUGAAGAGCAGAGGUGACUUGUGGGUAACGGAUACUUGGUCCCAACAGUCUUAUGUGACAGUUGGUGAGAGAGGAGCUAAAUGAUGGAGAUUCUGAGCGUUGGCAUGCGAAAAAGAAGAAGAGAAGAAGAAGAAGAGCAAGAAGAGGAGAUCAUUUCCCCUGGGUGCAGCCCUGAAUUCAAAAGGGCCAAGCCCCAGGGUGAUCUGCGUGGGACCAGCACCCCUACAGCUGAGGAACCAGUGCCAGAGGGGGAGCCAUGGAACACCCUGGCCAACCUGGCUGAUGCCCUGCAGACCUUCAGGGAGUAUGGAGAGGAGUGUUACCUCUAUAAAAAAGGCCUAGAGGGAGGUUAUCAGCUGGAAAAUUUCCUAGAAAAUCAGAAGGAUAUAAAUCCAACAUCCUGGAACCACAUCACCACCCUAAUGAUUAAUGUGCACAGGUACCUGAGAUUGGACUUUCAGACCCUGUGCCUGGGUAUAAACUUCCUGGAGCGGUAUGUGUCCUGCACUCCUACUGACCCCGACACCCUAACAAGAGUGGGAGCCACUUGCCUCUACAUGGCUUACAAAGUGGCUGAAUUACGGUACCCCCUCCCCCCCAAGCUCUUCCUACCUCUGUUUGACUACAGAAUGACACCAGCUGAAAUGCGUCACCUGGAGAGAACCAUCCUAAGGAAGUUGCUGUUUCGCCUGGGGGUACCAACCAUCGAUUUCUUUUUGGAGCACUUCUCCCUGUUGAGACUGACCAACCAGGAGGAGUGUUCCCCUGCCCAGCUCACAAGAGCAGCCAAAAGCCUAACAGCUGCCCGAGGCAUCGCAGCACUGUGCCUGAACCAACAUCAAGACUUCUACAUGCACAAACCAUCUCUCAUGGCACUGUGCUGCCUCAAUGUGGCAGAUAAAAUCUAUUCUUAUAACAACCCUGUCAAAGUGGCCCCCACUGACUACCCAGAACACCAAAUUGAGGAGUGCAUGGAAAAGAUCUGCCAUCUAGUCUCUAUAGGCCACUAUUUUUUACAUCCGCUUCUGCCAGGAGUUUAUCCAGCAAUCUUUCCAGCUUUUAAUCCUCCCACCACAAGGCCUGCAGCAACACCUACCAACCAACAUCUACCUGAAGGCAGAGAGAGAACACCAGAGGUGGCAUCAACAUCCAGGGAAACAGCAGGUUCCCAGCACUUAGAGAUGGCAGAAAGAUCCAGCCAUUCUCAGGACAUGGAAGGGGCCGGUUAUGUGCUACACAACACAUACUGGCCCACUGAUCCAUACAGGCAAGUAUACAUGCACCCCUACAUGCCAACACCUCCAUACUGGCACCCAUACAUGCCCCCAGUUUCCUACUGGCACCCAUACAUGCAUACACUGCCGUACCUUCACCCAUACGGAUACAUAUUUCCUUACUGAUAGACACACGCACACACUGAGGCCUACAUGUCCAUACUACUUACCAUUUAAUACAAGUGACAGUAUUGGGGAUCACUAUUUCUGGACCAUGGGUGGGUGACAUUGCCAGGGCACCCAGUACCAUCAUCAAGCAGAGCUGUCACUUUCCAUACACUCUUAAUUACCUAUGAACACAUUUCCCUACAGACAAACAGAGGCAAACAUGUAUUUACCCAUUACUGUACAUUUAUUAACUCUUUCAAAGCUCCAUAGGGCGCAUUGAUCCUGGGAAUAAUUCCGAUUGCCAUUUAGGAGUCAGGAAGGAAUUUUUGCCUCUAGUGAAGCAGAUUGGCCCAAGCUUCUCUCUAGGUUUUUUGCCUUCCUUGGGAUCAAACAGCCCUAUGUGGUGGGGUUACCAAACCCUCUGGUGAUGGGAGGACA
Messenger RNA from Xenopus tropicalis (tropical clawed frog), 2147 nucleotides. RefSeq names its product cyclin-O protein B. Bases 408 to 1727 code for a protein of 439 amino acids. NCBI's taxonomy places the organism in Eukaryota, Metazoa, Chordata, Amphibia, Anura, Pipidae. The record is from RefSeq and is a predicted model, not a curated record. The transcript has a single exon.